This is a messenger RNA of Phanerochaete carnosa HHB-10118-sp, 2613 nucleotides long. RefSeq lists its product as uncharacterized. NCBI's taxonomy places the organism in Eukaryota, Fungi, Basidiomycota, Agaricomycetes, Polyporales, Phanerochaetaceae. The record is from RefSeq and is a predicted model, not a curated record. Gene Ontology annotation, biological process: transmembrane transport. Gene Ontology annotation, molecular function: transmembrane transporter activity. The transcript is spliced from 11 exons. Bases 1 to 1410 code for a protein of 469 amino acids.
AUGUGGAGAAGGUCACCUCCGUACAAGUACGACCUGUAUGAGGUGAUUCUCGAAUCCGCGGACGACCCGGCCGUCGCGCUCCCUCUCUGGCGGCGCUGGCUCGCCGCUCUCAUUAUCAACGCGGGUGCGAUAUGUGUCACCGGUGCUUCAGCCAUGGCAGCAACAGCAGAAACUGGCGUAGCCCAGACGUUUCACGUCUCCACUGAAGUCUCGACGCUCGCCGUAACACUUUUCGUUAUUGGCCUUGGCACCGGGCCUAUGCUCACGGGCCCACUCGCAGAGGUCGUUGGCCAGCAGCUACUAUACAUUGCGAGCUUCUUCUUCAUGUGGUGCUUCACAUGGCCCGUUGCGUUUGGUAAGAGCAUAGCGGUGCAUCUGGUGUUCAGGUUUCUGCAGGGUUUCUGCGGAUCGGCAUUCCUCAGCAUUGGCGGAGCAACGAUCACGAAUCUGUUCACUGAUAGAACAGUUGCCGUACCAAUGGCUGCGUACACAAUAUCAACGUUCGUAGGACCAGUCAUUACUCCUGUAUUCAGUGGGUGCUACGCCGGCUGGCGAUGGCUCUACUAUGUCCUUAUCAUGUGGACAUUCGGAGAAAUGGUUGCCCUGACUCUGGUCCCGGAGACGGUAACUGCCGUGAUAUUGAGGCGAAAAGCUCAACGACUCCGGAAAGCAACUGGAGAUCAACGAUAUCAUGCUGCAAUCGAACGGUCUCAGAGCAGCAUUCUGCAAUCAUUGGGCCAAGCCUGCCAAGACAUUUUUGUGCUCAUGAUCUACGACCGCAUGGUACUGCUCUUGGACAUAUGGCUCUCACUCAUUCUCGGGAUCGUAUAUCUCACCCUACAAGCUUUCCCUAUCAUCUUCGCAGACAAGCAUGGCUUUACGCCCUCACAAACAGGGCUAAGCUUCCUCGGCGUAUUCGUCGGGCUUGUAAUCGCGAUGGCAAGCAUGGUCUAUUGGAAAGAGUACCGCCGACGUAUCGCGGACCGCUACAUGGGCAAUCCACCGCCCGAGGCGUGGCUUGCGAUGGGCAAGGUCGGAGGGGUGUUAAUCCCCCUAAGCCUGUACUGCCUUGCGUUCACGACUUUCAAGCAUGUCCACUGGAUCGUGCCCAUCAUCAGCUCAAUGCCGUUCGGCGUCGGCAUCUGUUUCGUCUACAUCUCUGUCUUCACCUACUUCGUGACCGCAUACCGCCCAAUGGCUGCAGCGGCGCUCUCCGGGUGCGCUAUCAUGCGAACGUGGUUCGCUGCCGCGUUCCCGCUCUUCGCGAACCAGAUGUACGGACGCAUGGGCACCGUCGGUGCCACGGCCUUCCUGGCGGGCCUGAUGACCUUGAUGGCGCCCCUGCCAUUUGUCUUUGCGAAGAUAGGCCGCAAGCUACGGGAACGCUCGCCAUACGCGACACACUGCUGAGAACGGGAGAAAAACGGGGAUGCUUGAUUACGCCACGUGCGAAGGGCGACCCUGGUCGGCUAUGCGAGCUAAGGUCAAGCCAUAUACAAAGAACCCGGGGAGUCUGAUAUGACAUUCCGAAGAGAAAAAGUGAUAAAGCUACUUUACAAGCGCCGCCACUGCAAUAGUUUCCAUGCGAUACCCCUAAUUUCGCGUAAUGUGAUGGACGAAUAGCAUUCACAGAGUCCAAUAGAUCCAAACAAACGACGCCGAUAGACACAGGCCAAUAGUGGUGUUUGUGCCGUCCCGCCUCACGCCAAGAAGCCCUUCCUGUCUUCCUUACGCUAUUGUGCACGAUUAACAGCUAUGAACAACAAGCACGCAACGAGAUUCGACGCACCAUUCUGACACCGUGGCUCAGGGCGAGAUACAGCUUGAAUAGCCGCUCGCAGUCCUCGUCGCCCUUGAACGGGUAGUCUGCACCCAACCUGUAGGCCGCGGCGAAGCCCGAGGUAACAGCCAGCUCGUGCAUGUUGAGGACUGCGGCACCGGGUAAGUCCCUAAUCAGAUAACGACAACCCAUGUUUCUCACCCGACCAUGCGCCUGCGAAGCUGUAGCGCCCUCAAAUAAGCCCGGAUGAACACAGUGAUUGCGGAGAGGCCCGACGUACUGUGUGUUGUUCUUCCCGUUGAUGAACAUCAUCCACGGGACCGUCCCGGCGUAGUGUUGCCAGCGAUAACUCUGCUGCUUCCACCACUUCUCGUAGAUCUUCUUGUCCUGGGAGAUGUCACCCACGGUCCAUCGCUCAGACGAGCCAUCGCGGUCGAGGAAGAUCGUCUGGAAGAUGUGCUUCUCGAGCGGUGGCUCCGGCACACCCCGCGGAUCCUCUCCGGCGCGUGCCGCCGACCCCUGAUUGGCGAGCUCGUCGCUUUGAGCGUCGCAAGCCUCCUGCGGGACGGGCUGACUCUCGUGGCGGUGGUCCGAUGUGUCGUUCGGAGCGAUGGGCCCGGAGGGUUUCUCGCCGCGAAACUGGGGCUGGUAGUGCGUCAAGUCGAAACUCAUUUCGAUCUUCGACUUAUCCUCAGGGUACUGCAUAGUGUAGUACAGCGGGCGGAAGCUCUUAGAUGCGAACUCGAAUGCUUUCUCCGCCUCGUCGCGCUCCUCAGGCGCCAUUUUGUCUGUGAGAGCGUUAUGAGAUGGGUCGUACUGAACUUCGUAGUACU